This is a messenger RNA of Anopheles arabiensis, 459 nucleotides long. Its product is annotated as eclosion hormone. Gene Ontology annotation, biological process: neuropeptide signaling pathway; ecdysis, chitin-based cuticle. The record is from RefSeq and is a predicted model, not a curated record. Lineage: Eukaryota; Metazoa; Arthropoda; Insecta; Diptera; Culicidae. Gene Ontology annotation, molecular function: ecdysis-triggering hormone activity. Bases 67 to 342 code for a protein of 91 amino acids. The transcript is spliced from 2 exons.
UUCGCACAUUCUAUUCGUUUUUACGAAUUAGACCGUAAAUCUUAUAAGAAAUCCAAACCUAUAAAGAUGGUUUCAGGAAAGACGGUAUUCCUUAGUGUUUGUCUCUUGGUAUUCGUAGUUGUUAACAAUGCGCCCGUUAAGGCUAGCCCACAGAUUGAACUUAUGGGAGGAUAUGACAUUAUUGGAAUCUGCAUUACAAAUUGUGCCCAGUGCAAAAAGAUGUAUGGAGCAUUCUUUGAGGGCCAUUUAUGUGCAGAAGCCUGUGUUCAGUUUAAGGGCAAAACCAUUCCAGAUUGCGAAGAUUUGAGUUCAAUUGCUCCAUUUUUAAACAAAAUGAACUAAAAUAACUAAAGGAAUAUUGUUCAUACAAAAGCACGGAAUAAACAAAUGUAAAGCUGCAGCACCAAAUGUCACUGGGAAAAACACUGAAUAAAAGACAUCCUAUUGACACAUAAAAAA